Molecule: messenger RNA, 10881 nt
Organism: Pseudophryne corroboree (corroboree frog)
Lineage: Eukaryota; Metazoa; Chordata; Amphibia; Anura; Myobatrachidae
Gene: LPCAT1
Product: lysophosphatidylcholine acyltransferase 1
Exons: 14
Coding region: 748-2349 (533 amino acids)
Cellular component (GO): endoplasmic reticulum
Molecular function (GO): calcium ion binding; 1-acylglycerophosphocholine O-acyltransferase activity; lysophosphatidic acid acyltransferase activity
Source: RefSeq, a predicted model, not a curated record
GUUCUUUCCUCCACCCCUACAGUGUCUCUGCUCCCUCCCCCCUUGCAGGCUGCUGCUGCUACCGGAGGAAGCGAGCAGAGGGGAGAGAGUGAAGGGGAGGGGGAGAGGCCGCUGUAACGCAUCAUCUGCUGCUGCCGCCGCCUCACGCCUGCUAGUAACCCAGACCACAGCUUGCUCCGACACACUGACCCGGCCGCUCCUCCCGGUCCCUAUCCUCCGUAUCCUGCUUUCCUGGCAGCUUGAGGUCCCCGGGGACCAGCCGAUCCAACCCCCCGCCUUCCCCGCUGCAUCAUCCGCGGCUCUCGCUUUGUGCAACAUCUCCGUUGUUGUUUCCUGAUCUCAUUCUCCUAAUCGCUGCUAAGCAGCCGCCGCCUGCCCCCCUCCUCCCGCAUCUCAUCAUCCCACAGCCCGGAUUACUGCUGGUUGCAUCCCCCUGCGCAGGAGGAACAGGAAGGGGGACAUCUCGGCAUUUCCCUCCAGAAGCGCCUCUGGCAUCUCCUAGCCUUAUAGCCUCGGCAGCGACACCCCCCUCCUGCCUCGCAUCACGCUGCCCCCGGCCUGACUGGCAGCGACACCCCCUCCUGCCAUCUGGGGAACCUCUGGCUGCUCGUAGCAGUCGCAGGAAAAUUGGGAUCUACUCAGAUUUGCAAUUUGCUUUUUCUAAUUCGAAUCCCCCCCCUUCCCCCCCAUAUCCCCUACACCCCAGCAGCUCGCUGUUCUCCCCGCCGCCCCCACACACUGAGCACCAUGAGGCUAAUGAGGAACAGGCGCUGUCCCUCCUCGGAGCUAGGAACUGGCCGGGAACAGGAGCUGACCAGGCCAGUCAGGAACCCAUUUGUGCAUGACCUGCGCUUCACCCCACUGCAGAAAGCCAAAAUUGCCUUCAUGACGCUGACUCUCUUCCCUAUCCGUCUGUUUUUUGCUGCAUUUAUGAUGCUCCUGGCCUGGCCUUUUGCCUUUGUUGCUGUUAUGGGCCGUACAGGGAAAGAGCUUGAAAUGCCCAUGUCCUGGUGGAACAAGUUUUUUGACAUUGCUUUAAAAGCAAUAAUGCGGACAAUGUGGUUUGCUGGUGGCUUCCACUGGGUGACGGUGAAGGGAAGACAGGCUUUACCCGCAGAAGCUCCCAUUCUCACCCUUGCUCCACACUCUUCCUAUUUUGAUGCCAUCCCCGUAACUAUGACGAUGGCAUCUAUUGUGAUGAAGGCGGAAAGCAAAGACAUUCCUGUUUGGGGAACAUUAAUCAACUUUAUUCGUCCAGUGUUCGUUUCUCGCUCUGAUCAGGAUUCUCGGAAGAAAACCGUGGAAGAAAUUCGGAGACGAGCCCUCUCUAAUGGUAUAUGGCCACAGGUAAUGAUCUUCCCAGAAGGAACCUGCACCAACAGAUCCUGCCUCAUUACUUUCAAACCUGGUGCAUUUAUUCCUGGUGUUCCAGUGCAGCCUGUGGUUUUGAGAUACCCUAAUAAAAUGGACACAAUAACCUGGACAUGGCAAGGUCCUGGAGCGAUGGAAAUACUCUGGCUUUCUUUAUGUCAAUUUCACAAUUACAUAGAAAUUGAGUUUCUUCCAAUAUAUACUCCUUCUGAAGAAGAGAAGAAGAACCCUGCUCUGUAUGCAAACAACGUAAGACGUGUAAUGGCCAAAGCCUUGGACGUGUCUGUCACAGAUUACACAUUUGAAGACUGCCAGUUGGCAUUGGCUGAGGGACAGCUCCGCCUCCCCUCAGAUACAUCCCUCUUGGAGUUUGCAAGACUUGUCAGAAGUUUGGGAUUAAAACCGGAAAAACUGGAAAAAGAAUUAAGUCAGUUCUCUGAAAGUGCUAGAAAAAGGAAAGGAGAAAAGAUAAACUUGAAAGAGUUUGCAGAGUACUUGUCUGUUCCAGUAACAGAGAAAUUAGAGGACCUGUUUGCCUUAUUUGAUGAGAAUGAAACGGGUGCCAUUGACUUACGGGAAUAUGUCAUUGCUUUGUCUGUUGUGUGUAGGCCUUCCAAGACUUUGGAAACCAUUCAGCUGGCUUUUAAGAUGUAUCAGUCAGAAAAUGAUAAAACGAUAGUAGAAGAGGACUUGACAGUGAUUUUGAAGACUGCACUGGGAGUACCAGAACUGAAUGUAACAGACCUUUUUAGAGCGAUAAAUGAGGACGAGAAGGGGAAAAUCACAUAUGUGGACUUUGACAGGUUUGCUGAAGCUAACCCUAAUUUUGCUGAAGACUAUCUUUAUCCAAGUAUGGUAGACUCUGAAAUAUGUCUGAACAGCCCUUCCACUCCUACACCUAAUGGAUUCUGUACGGAUUUCACACCUGAAGACAUGGAAGAACCACAGUACCACAAUGAGCAUAAGAAACUGAACUAAAGCGGGAAACUACAUUGCCCUCUCCUGGUGAGGGGCGUAUGUGUAUUGUACCUCUGAACAUACUUAUAGCCACCAAUACGUUUUUGACCAUUUAUAUUUUUUUCCAGCUUUCAUUUACCAUGUUUUCUUUAGUACAGUCAUACGGUGUUUGCAAAGAAACUUUUGUGAGUGAUCUGCGCUCACUGCGGUUUGCUGUCAAGAAUCCACUGAUACUGACAUUGGAAAAAACCUUACAAACAGUGCCAUUUCCUUGAGCUUACUGGCUGCUUUAGAGUUGAUGUAUUUAUAAUCAAUUUUAUGGUCACUCCAUAGAUAAAAUGAAAGUGGAGUAUUGAAUGGUGGCUGGGUGACCUCAUCCAAACGUUAUCUUUUUAUAGAUACUAUAUUGUCUUCUUUUUCUUUUAUGUAGCUGUUAUGUUGGCAGAUCCAUUACUUAUUUGUUUUGCAGUAUAUUCAGUUAGCACCACUCUAUGGCACCCAGUAACUUCUCUGUACUUCAGUGUUGUACAGAAAUCUGAAAAAAAUAAAUAAUCUUCAAAUAUCCAGCACACACCUAAACUGUGUUCUCCUUGUGCUGUACAAAGUGUGCAUGUACAACAGAUACUGUACCUAAUGUGGCGUUUAGUGCAAUUUGGUGACUUGUUCUUUUCUAGGUUGCUGUUAUUUUUGUGUUCACUGCAUUGAUUAUUAUACAUGUUUAGUUCACUUUUUCCUGCUAUACACAUUUAUGUAGUAUUAGAAGCAGAGCAUCUCCGUUUUCAUUGACAGGUCAUUUUCUUGUUAGUCGUUUAUUUGUACUAGAGUUAUCUCCAUGUUGUAUUUGCUUCAUUUGGUUUGCAGAUCUGCCAUUGCCACACAACAUUCUAUUGUUCGGGAUUUCUUUCCUAAACAGUCAAAUCCCAACAAGAGAACUGAAAUUAUACCUCUCAUUUGCACACUUUAGAGGAAGGCCAUUUUGGAUUGAACUAAUGUAUGCUGUUGAUCAGUUUGCUAGGAGCUUGUGGAUUUGGUACAUCUGAUCCUAGUGCAUUAAUACACAUCAAGGACUGUUCUGGUCACAUGAUGGCUGGCUCCAUAACGUGCAAUUGUCAGGUAUACUUUAAGGCUAGUCUGUUACACUUUGCAAUCUGUUUGCUUAACAGUUCAUACCUAACCAUUAACUUUUGCAGUUUUAGUUCAUUAUGAUGCUUUUUCAUUUGUUAUGAUACUCUAAAUGAUUUAGUAUAAAUCAAUAUUUGAGCCAAUGUACAAUUUCCAUAGUUACAGGAAUGCACAAUUUCUUUUCCAUUUUCCUCCAUCAAGGCACUUUUUCCUCCUUAAUUUAAACUGAUUAAACAUGUUUUUUUUUCUUUAUGGUAAGUAGUGUGUAAAUUGUUAUUACCUUGCUGGAUGCUAUUGUUCAUAAAUGUUUUAUAGUAAGAUGUCAAUGAAGAUGCGUUUGGACGAAUUCUCAGGUCGAUUAUAUGUAGGUGCGGCAUAAAGGGUGCCUGCAAGUGACACUCCAGGGGUCUUCAUAAGCUGGGCUUUGAUGGCUCUUCUCAAUUCCAUUUAUACAUUUUAGUAUUUAAAUCUCCAGCUUUUGGUCAUAAACAUAUUCAUAGGCAAUGAUGCCUUACUUUUGAUAACGUGUUAUGGCGCUCUAAAAGUAAACGUACAUUUUUAUUUUAUUUUUUUCAUGACAAUUUCUUCUUAACGGCUUAUGCGAAUUCACUGGAAAAAAGGUAUUUCCGAUUACUGUCUGGGUGGUUGUUGGUGUUGGAAAUUCUUUGGGAGAUGUGUCAAACCAUGAAAAGUUAAAGUACCAAUCAAUCCACUCCCUAACUGUUAUUUUUCAAACACAACCUUUAAAAUGACCGUUAGGAGCUGAUUGGUGGGGACUUUAUAUAUUUUUCCACUUGAUCUCUCUCCAAGCUUUGGCGCAUCUACCCCUCUGAGCAGUAUAAUGCUUGCUGAUUGUUUUGUUCUAGGGAAAUGCUUGCGGAGUUUCCUUAACAUUCCUGUUCCUUGUUAAUCCAAGGAGCACACUUGGACCGAGCAAGUGUUUUAUUUAAAAAUAGUUGUGAAAUGGCUUGCCUCUGUUUGAUGGGUUCAUUGAUGCCCUUUUGACCUCAAAUAAGCGGAACUUAUAAAUAGUAUAUGUAAUACUAAGUCAGUUGAAUUGUUUGAGUGAGGGACUGAGGACCUUGAUAGAUGGCAGCAAUAAAAUAAAAAUAAAAAAGUUUUGAUUAAAUUAACAAAAAUAUAAAGGAAUCUAACUAUAUUUCUAAUACUUUAAAAGCAAAUGUUUAUAUACUCUGCAGAUGUUGGUAUCUGUCAAAUCGACAUACUUUGUUGUGUAUACAUAUGUGCACAACUUAGAUAAUAGUUUCUGUUACAUGGUAUUAGAAUGCUUCCAAUUUUUAGUACAAUAUCUUACUGUGUUUUAGAUUUUGGGAUUUUUUCAACAUAUGCUAGUGUUUAAUAACAGACUGUAUUUCUCAAUUUCUAUGGAAAAAAUAAAAGCAUAUUUACAGUACUUUUGCUUCAGAUUAUUCAAGUGCACAACAUAAAAUGUUGUAUAUUUAGGUAUUUCUAGUGAGAAGCCAGAAUAAUUUUUGCUUAUUUUUUUUUUAAGUUUCUUAAGUCUUAGGUCAGCAAUAUUUUCAUACUUUCUUCAGACAUUUUUAGGAAACAGCAGGGCGAGAGAUUGGUGACAGAGGAGAAAUUUGAACUCAUACUGGUUCGUCAUUCUAAAUUCUUUUUUGAAUACUGGAAAAUUAUAAUAAUAUAAUCUGUAUAACAGAAUAUAUUUUGCCUGUAGCAAUCUCAACAUAUGUUGUAUAGAUGUUACAGUAUACAGUUUCAGGUAUGCAAAAAUAUAGAAACCUAUUAAUUCAAUUUAUAUUGAGGGACUUUCCAGCAAAAUGAGAUUUCUGAAGUAUUGGAAAAAUAAAUAGGGUAUGGAUAAUCAGCAUGAGUCUUCUUAGGUUGUAUUUUGUUGUAGAGAUUUUGUUGCAGGGAAAAGGGGAGUAGUGUCUGUGUAUGGACCUUUAGUGGGAUUUUGAAUAUCAUUUUUAUUUUACAUUAAUUGAUACAGAUGUGUACUCAUACACCUAUCCAGUUUUGUGUAAUAUGGCACAAGACGCUUGCAGCGAUUCCCAAGCUGUGCAUUAUUUCCUCAGUUUUGCUACUUUUUCCUCAUUUUUGUGCCUCUAUUUGCAUAUAGUGUACUAGGUACUUAGGAUAAUGUUUUUUGUCUUAAAGUAAUUAGUAUUCGGUUGCAGAUAAAGCAUAACAGUGAAUGGCCCCGGUCAGGAUCAGUCUUUUCCCUUGUUAAAAGCAGACUGCUUAAUUUUUCCUCAAUUGUGCGUCUUUGUUGCUUAUAGUAUAUUAGGUACUUAGGUUUAGUAUUUUCAUAGCUAAAGUCAAAGAUUAAGCAUAACGAUGCAUGGUGCGGAUCACUCGUGUCCAACCUGUUUUUUGGGUUUUUUUGCCUUUUCCUUAGUUUGUGUACUUUGUCCUUACUUUUGCAUCUAAGGUCACUUCUAGUGUACUAGAUAUUUAGGAUUAGUGCUUUUGCAUGGCUAAGUCACAAAGUUCGUGGCGCGCUAAACGGUGUCCUGUUGCGAUUUGAUGAUAGGUGGAUGUGGCCACAUUUGUACAUUUUAUUUCUAAUUAAAAACACACAGUUUAACAUCAAAUCAGAAAAUAACCUGUAGAAGCUGAUCUUUAUAUGCCAGAGUGUGUUUCCGUUAAUGACUGUUAAACAUUCCAUCAAGGAACACUGUGAGAAUGACUCGCAUGACACUAGUGAUCUCACUGCUGUACUACACAUAUUUACAGAAUUGGCAUCACUACUUUGUAAGUAUAUAGUUACAUUAUGUUUAACCCCAUAAGGACCAAUUUUUUUUUUUAACUAAACAUGGGGGCAGUUUAAUUGAAUUCCGUUCUCUUCAUCUUUAUGGAUCAGUAAGAAACAUUUUAUGUAGACUUUAAUUUUAACCAAGUUCGCAUAGCUGUUUUCUUUAUUUACAGCAAUAGGAGACCUUAGCAGAAUAGAAAUAUUUGACUUGUACUACUCCCUACGCAAUUUUUUUAUUAAACCUAUCCCUAAUUUAGUUGGAGCCGCAGGUUCUGGUCUAUGUAGCCACAUUCUCAGGAUUACUUAUUUUCUGUAAUACAGAAUAUCCAAAUUCCAUACACCACUUUAAUAUAGCAGCAGAAGGGAGAUGAGAGUGGGAGAACCAAUCACAAGCCGCAUACUCUUAUUUGGUAGCUAAAACUACUUUCUGCAAAUGCUUUUUAUGGCUUCUAAAUGCUGCAUAUUUUGUACUGUUGCCUGUUACAAUACCAGUUAGUGAGUUACCUGAAUGUUUACACAAAAAACAUAAAAACAGACUCUUGUUUUAUUUGACCUAUGUGAAUAAAUGUGAAAAUUAUAUUCAAGAUUUCAAGCAAGCUCUCAAAAAAGUAUUUUUUUUUUCAUUUACUGGGGAAUAUUUAUCAUACCUACUCAAAAGCAGAAAUAGAGGCGUUGCCCUUAGCAAGCAACCAGUCAGAUUCUAGAUAUCAUUUAUCUUGUAUAUUCUAGAAAAUAACUUAAAUCUGAUUGGUUGCUAUUGCUCCUUUUUAAAGGUUUGAUAAAUCACUUUAAUCACAUGUCAAAUUGAUUGUGAGAGUGUCAGUUUUAUGUUUUUAGUUUUUUUUUGUGUAUUUGGCUUUAUUUUAUCAUUUAGUUGUAGAAUGGCCUUUGGUGCAAACUAGUUUCAAAGAUUUUUAAAGUAAUACUAAACCUGAUUUGCAUAGGUUUCUUAAAUGGCCUAUAAUUUUGUGUUUAUGCAGGCCUUAUUUGCAAAAGUGUAUUACAUUGUUUUGAUUAAAUAUUGGUAAAAUAAGUGGGAGUUAAUUAACAUGAGCCUAUAUACCAAUAUAUUUUUAAAUAGUAAAAAAGAAAACCUCGGUACACUUUCUCUUCUCUGUAUGCAAGUAAAAAUAUGUAUCUUCUGUCUCCAUUUUUUUCACAUAUUGAAAAGUGAUAUAUUUUUGUUAUUCUGGUAAUUCACAAGCUAUAUGUAUAAAUUAUGGACAUUAAUUGCUGCCCUAGGCUAUUAUUUUAUAUGGUUUGGUGGAGUUUUAUUAUUUAAAUGCCCAAAUGUCUAACUUAGUGGUUCUCAAGCUUUCUGUGAUGGCCCCCUAGAGUAUCAUAUUUUUUGUUCAUUGCACCACUAGGCCUAAACUUUCUUUCAAGACAUUCAGAAGAAAAUAUUAAUUUAAACUGGGCUUAGCUGUCACAAUUAGGUCCUGUUAUGUGGUACUGGAACACCAAACGGUGGUACCCCAUGGUGCCAUGUCACUCAGUUUGGGAACAACUGGUCUAACCCUUUGAGGACUCAAAACUAAUGAUCCUUACCGAGACUAUUAGUUUUAGAGUAUGUCCUAUACUUAACUAAAAGAACAAACUGUUACAAAAUAUUACUGGUGCAUUAUUGAAUUUUCAUAGUGUAGUUUGAGCGUUUACAGGUUUAAGACAUUGGUUUUGUGCUCCAGUGUUCUUAGAGCCCUGUUGAAAAUGAUGAUGAAAAUGCCUAUUUAAAUUCUUGUACUUUAAACAUGCAUUUGAAAGAGAGGACAAAGUAUGUUCUGAAAUCCAGCUUGUACGUUCAUGAACCACUAAACCCUCUUUAUGGCCAUUACGUUGAGUGUCCCUAACGUUCCACUGCAGGUUUGUUAAGUGGUUGUAUCUUACCACUCCAUUUUAGACUGCUGCAAUUCCUCCAAGUCUCCUUUUGGAAUUUGUGACUGACCAAAAACAGUGACUGAGUUGUUGUGACAUUACAGACCCUGCACCAAUCCAAAUGAUAUCAUUUGUCAAAGCAAGUUUGUCAGUCGGUCAAUGCCUGUCUGUUUAGUUGCUAACGUGACAACUGCUGCUGAGUAGUGACUGAGAUUAGUAGGUGUCUUUAAUACAAAGUAAACACUCCAGCUAUUUUCUUAUUUAUUAUUCAGCUCAAAAAUCAGUGUCUGGUUGUAUAGUCAUUUUAAAUUCUGGCUUUAUUUGCUCUUUUAAUAAGAGCUGCUAUAAAUCUCUGUUCUAUUGUACCGGGCAUGUAGCGCUUGUCAACGCUGCAGGAAUUUUUAGGACUCUACAUAUUAAAAUACAUUUAGAGGGCUUUAAGAAUGUGUGUUGCAUGACAGAUUUGAACACCCAUGAGUGUACAAACCUUUAAAGGUCCAAAUCAGUGUAGAUUUUCAUGGAAUAUUAUCAGCAAGUAUACAAACAUAUAAAGUAUGAGUAUCCCUGAUCUGAACACCGGCUGAGAUAGUGACACCUAUGUUUUCUGAUGGUUAAAUGUUGACAAACUUUGUUUCAUGCACACAUUUAAAAAAAUAUAUUGUAUACAGUUACCGUCAGGCUGUGUAUAAUGUGCAUAUGAAAUAUAUAUGCAAUGGGUAAAAUCUCCAAGAUUAUUAUUAUUAUUAUGUAAAUGCACAUUUUCUAAAAUCUGAAAAAAAUCCAAAAUGGUACCAGAAGAUCAAGCAUUUUGUAUGUGGGAUAUAUAACUGCACUACUAAUGUGUAUACAGAAUCCGCACACUACAGAGUGAACUAUCAUCUUAGGUAUUACCUCUCCAGUCAGAGUGGUAUUUUUUCACUCUUUAAAUUUUUCACAUUUUGCUUAGGUAUAGAAAUAUAUUUUUCUUAUACAUAUUGAAAUUAACAUUUUCUUAAACAUAUUUUUAAUUUGGACUGAAUUGAUUGUUCCAAAAGCAACAAACAUGAAUGCUCACACAAAUAAUUCAUAACAGGAUCUGUGUAUCUGAAUUUGUAUCUCUAUGGGUUAACUGGUUGUCUGCUACUUACCAAAUUAACAGAAGUGACACUGCCAGUGUUCAAUAACUCUCAUCAGUGAUCCAAUCUGUCUCCCAUGUUGGAACAGCUUUUAUUUUAGUUUUUAGUUUGUGUUUUAUUAUGGUGCAAAAAAAAAGAGUUGACAUAAAACACACCACAGAUCACCAUUGGACUGUUGGUUGCCUAAACAAAUAAAAAUACACUCUCAAAAAUGUGGGCUUCACACACGAGUCACUGGUAUGUUUGUAAUGUACAAUGUGGAUCUUGAAGAAGGGGACACUAAUAUCAGUGUAUUCAAUAUAUGAAUUCAACCCAUUUAAAGAAUUUUUAUACUUGGUAUUAGGGCACGUGCCAUUCUGACUUUUAGUGGAUUACUCUGGUAAUAUAUUUUCUUUUAUGUAGCUAUGUACCGUAUUUGCCGGCGUAUAAGACGACUGGGCGUAUAAGACGACCCCCAACAUUUCCACUCAAAAUAUAGAGUUUGUUAUAUACUCACCGUAUAAGACUACCCCCUCUUCCGCAUACCUUCCACACACCAAAUAAAACGUAAAAGAACAUCAGAUUGUAAAAUGUAUAAAAGUAUACCCCUGUGUGCAUUUAUUGUUACCGGUUUCACAUGAGUGCCAUUAGUAUUAGUGCCAUUACAGUACCUGUCAUUGUCACCAUUGUAUGGCCACAACGCGACUGCAGCGCCUCCGGCCAGUCCCUGCAUCUCCCUGUAAUUGGCACUAGUGCGCAAGUCCGCAUGUGCGAGCUCUGCGUAAACAAGGGGCGGGCCACGCUGAUGACCCGCCGCGGCCGCACUGGAUACCGCGCGAUACUGGAUGGUAUGUAGAAUGAGGUGGGCGGGCAUCGGGAGGCCACUAUGGGCACCGGGCGAGUAUCGGAAGGCCACUAUGGCAGCUAUGUGUAUCCCAACUGAAGUGCACCCGGCGUAUAAGACGACCCCCCCCCCACUUGGAGGCAUGUUUUUCAGGGCAAAAAAGUCGUCUUAUACGCCGGCAAAUACGGUAUGUGGGCAAGUGAAUGAAUCAAAAGAUAUUAGACCAGACAGUGUUGAUCAUUCAACAUCUUUAACAGUGUAUAUCAUGUAUAAUGUACCGUUAUGGCUAAUCACUAACCGUGCUCAAAUAUGCUAAUCUGCCGUAAAACCAAUCAAUUAGACAUUUGCUUUUAUUUUUAACCUUUAUUAAAUAGAUGGAUGCUAAUUGGUUGCUAUCACUUUGGUGCAGUUUAGCAACUUCCAUCAAAAUAACUUUCUCUGUCAAUAUAAUAUUUCAAAGCUUGGGUUGUUGGGACCAGAGUUCAGAGUAGUGAACUUUAGUUUUUGCCCUUCUUUUUUACUUGAUUAAAGCAUCAUCCAUUGAUAUACAAAAAAAUCUUGUUUUACCUUGUAGACCAUGUUUUUUGUUUUUUUUUGUUUUUUAUUUAAGUACAAAACUAACAAAGUAACUGAAAUGAAUCAUAAUGCACAUAUACUGUACCUGCCAAUAUUGUGGUUAAGUAAAACUGUAUUUGUUUUUAGGAUGUAAUGCUCAUUUGUAGUUCGGUCAUACAACAGAAUACAUUUAUGUUGUGUUAACACUUAAUAUGAAGUUGCUUAUGCUGCACAUUUGAAAUAUAUUUUUAAUGUGACUGUCUGAACGCAAUUUUUCAGUGUUAUAUUAAAUAAAAAAAGAAAAUCAACUUGUCUUUCUAACUCUA